Suillus paluster is the source of this 1467-nucleotide messenger RNA. RefSeq lists its product as uncharacterized. The transcript has 2 exons. Lineage: Eukaryota; Fungi; Basidiomycota; Agaricomycetes; Boletales; Suillaceae. The record is from RefSeq and is a predicted model, not a curated record. Gene Ontology annotation, molecular function: protein binding. The coding region runs from base 1 to 1467 and encodes 488 amino acids.
AUGGGUCAGUCAAUCAACAGACCAUCCCGACCCCCCAGUAUACUUUCCCAAGUCGGCCUGGCGCCAGAACUUUGGCUGGCAAUCUUCGAGCAUCUUCCUUUCCGAGCGCUUCACGAUGUUUCACUCACUUGCCAAUCCUUUCGUUAUCUCGCACAGCCUCUCUUAUUUCACUCGCUGACAUUCUGUCCCUACUCUCUGGACACAAACAACCAGCGCUUUAUUCCCCGACUCGAAACUGUAGAGCGUGCAAAACAACGCAUAGAGUUUUGUUCCUCAGCACGCGUCGCUCACGCUGUUCGGGAAUGCAAAUUUUACCCUCGAUAUAUUGUUGGUGCCGUGCUCAACGCAGACAUUGCAUAUAAUGUACUUCUGGAUAUACUACUCGACACCCUUCCGCUUUUCAUAAAUCUCCAAUCACUAUCGUUCAUGUUCGUGGACCUCAGCCAGUCACAAGUAUUGAAACUGUGCACGCUACGAAGCAUUGGGAAUCUUUUCUUGGGAAACUGUACCGUGGAACAUGUCCAGUCGUUUCCAUCUCCCAAACUGCAGGUCUCUGACUUGACCAUCAUCUGCGAUGACAAUCCUAGAGUGUUUGAUGACGGUCAGAACGGUCAUGGACUAUCUGUUUUCUCACCCGACCACCUUCGUUCCGUCUCCAUAAUCAAUGCAGUCGUAGCCUCACUAUUCAUAGACAGUUUCCUGGGAAACGCAUCACAAAGUCUACUGCGGCUCCGAUGUCUCACAUUACCUUGCGAGUUAGAGGUCGUGCGCGCUUUCCGUCCCUUGCUACAUCUUAUACCAGAGCUAGCCGAGCUCAAGUUUGCUCGCCCCUCCAAGAUCCAGCACGACCUUCCCAAAGAUGAAACAUUCUCCCUACCUACAUACUCUCAUCCACUGAAACCCCUCUCGAAAUACCAAGGUCCUCGUCAACUUUUACCUCACUUUGUUCGCCCCGGUGCGCUGGAACAUCUCACCUUGUGGAGCACACGCCCCAUAUCCACUGAUGGUUCUAUGAAUCCCAUAGAACUGCAUGGGGCACUCGUGGGAGGCGAUCAAUUCGUGAGCAUGUGCGAUCAGGAGGUCCUGAAGACUGUACAGACGCUGGAGUUGAGCGUGACGCACGUCAAUGCUCUCGUGCUUAAUGCUGUCUGUAUUCGCUUCCCAAUACUGCAAUCGUUAUACGUGCAUGUGGGAAGGGGCUUCUUUGGUGACGCUUCCACGCAAGCGUGGAACCCUGAGAUGAUAAUGGACGCCCUUUUGACCCUCCGACUUCCUUCGACCAUUCAGCGCUUGCAACUCUCCUCGCAUGCGGCUGUACCUCGCGGCGGACUAUCGACAGGAGACCGCCUUACACGGUACAAACGUGAUCUCAGGAUAAAAUAUCCUAAUCUAUCUUUCAUUUCUCUGGACGAAACGGACAUCAACCUGACGUGGGAUGACAAUAGAUAUAGAUUGCCCGAUUGCUGA